Bactrocera oleae (olive fruit fly) is the source of this 2365-nucleotide messenger RNA. Lineage: Eukaryota; Metazoa; Arthropoda; Insecta; Diptera; Tephritidae. The record is from RefSeq and is a predicted model, not a curated record.
CAGUUGUUUGGCCUAACUGUAUAACGGUGUAAACAUAACACAUACAUACAAGUAUGUAGGUAUGUAUAUAAAUAACUUAAGGUUUACCACAAGCCCAGCUGACGUGAGCGUAGUGAGUGUUUGGCUGCCGCAUGGCUAUUCCGUCCUAGUUUUAUCACUUUUUACCUUAUCUCCCAUACGUUUAAGCAUACAGAGGAACUGUUUUACUUUUGAAAUUAGUCGUCGAUCGAUUUGUGGUGGGUUUCGUUGAUUUACGAAGCUUUUAUUCGUUCUCAGUAAUUUUCAUUCAGUUUUAAUGACCCAUACUAAUAAACUAUUUAUGCAGAUAGAUAAUUGUUACAUAUUGUAUGAUCAGCUCAAAUGACUAAUUUUUUUGGAAUUGAAUAAUUGUUGUUUUGAGCGCUCUUGACAUAAGCAAUCAAAAUGGUUAACUCAGAGCUCAUAACAUCACAUCUUAAUGAGUGUAAAUAAGAUCAGUAAGCCAGCAUAUAAAUCUACAAAUAAAUAUACAGACAUAUGUACAUAAUUAGGCAAAUGUAACUACACAUGUACAUACAUAUGUAUAUAAAUUUAUAUUUCCAAGCGAGUAUCUACAAAAGAAUUAUAAUUUUAUGCAACUCAGUGGAUUCGAAAGAUCAGUAAAGAAUCGACAUUUGAAGAGCAAAGACGCUAUUAAUACGAAAGCAACAAAUUUUCUGGGGGAAUUGAAAACAUGAAAACCUUAAGGAAUACUUUCGCGCUUGCCAUAAUAAUAGUUAGCUGUGCGACACUUGUUCCUGCUUUGCCCCGACCCGCUAACGAUCCCAACGCCGAUUUUGAAUUGAUAAGCGGUGGCACCCAGGUUGGUCCUAAGCCCACUUUUGUGCCAGUCACACGAAAACCACUGAUAAUAAACACCUCACCGCCGACUCCAGCAAACUCGAAGAAUUUCGCCUUUGACCCGAUUAGCAAAACAUGGACUUUCGUGAAAAAGGACGCUCCCAUAUCCUCGGAAGGCACACUUUUAUGGAACCAAAGUAACGACAAAUGGCUGACCGAAACAGCUAGGCGCGUCUAAUUAGACCAACACCAUUUAUAGAUAAUUAAAAAUAAUUGUCCAAACAAAUACAAUUUUUUUUUAUUUAUAAGGAUUAACGAAAAAAAGUCACCAAAAUUAUGGCACAUAAUAUUUUUAAUAUAUUGCAUGCAACCCUGUUUAGGCAGCAAACAGCUGAUCCUAUUGUUUACAUUUUUGCUAUAAUGUUGUGGAUAAAUAAGAAUAUGAUAUUGAAUCAGUUUUAGAAAAAGAGUCAUGCCAAUCACAGAACGGGAAAAAUUAGGUAUCGUGGACUUUUUAGUAAACGAGGAGCAGAAUGUACCUGUAUUGCUGCAAGUUGCGAGAUCAGUGACAAAAAAUAUAUGCGAGGUUACAACAGCGCAAGAAGCACUUGACUAUGUAUAUAUACAAAUUGGCGAUACUCUAACUUUGCUUAACAAACGAGCCAUAACUCGAGAAAUGCUUUUUAAAUAUCUACAUCACAGAAAAAUUCAAGUUAAUGCAGACUUCACCAAGAGCGCAUUAAUUAGUAAAAUCAUAGAAUAUUGGAAUACCUUACAAACCAAGAGUGAACACAUAACUCAUAAUACUGAUAGUGUUGACAAUCAAAUAACUUUGCCAUAUGAAAGCGAAAAAACUUUUUUCAACCAGGUCGAUUCCACUGUUACGACGCACUCUAACGAUUGGAAUGACAAAGAGGCUCCGUACCCCAUUCACUUGCUGGCUCGCAAAUUUACAGAGUGGUUUUUUAGCAAUCUCAAUAUGCAAGCAUUAAAUGUCGAAGAUUUUUGGUCAGAUGCAACGCUCCAACUGCGUAUAGCUGCUACGGAUCAAAUUAAUGAUUACGAAUGCGAUAGUGCUAGCGAAGUUAUAACAAAUCUUUUCAAGUCAAAAGAACAGUUUGGUUUUUACUUCAAUCCGAAUCUCACACAUGCUGGUGUUCAAGGACGUAUGAAUGUGCAUGGCUUAGUGCUGGUACUGGCAUGUGGUACACUGCACACUGAGCAGAAUUGCGUAGGGGUAUUUGAGUGUACAUUUGGACUGUUACGCGAUCCAUUCGCUGAGAACAAUUGGAAAGUGAAAACAAUGCAAUGUAUUUUACGCAGUCAGACAGCCCCGUCAAUGCCUAGCUUAUGCGAAAGUGAAACUCUCAAAGAAGCACUUUGCCUGCCGAUACCGAAAGGUGAAAUUACGUAGCAUAUAACUAUAUAUACAUAUAUCAUCACUAUUAUAAUUAUUUAUUUGGAUUUAGUAGGGAUAUUUAUUAAAAUAGUCUGAUUGUCUCAUUUGUAUUUAUUUGUUUAUAAAUAAAGCUGUUGUUAAAAAAUA